CUGGGAUCAAGCCAGGCCUUUUCCUUGCACGAGCAGCUGCUCAAAAGCUGGGGUUCCGUAUACCUACGUCUGCUGCCUCCAAAAGAAUUUCUUUUCUCUCUCUCUCUCCUCUCUCUCCUCUCAACUCUUUCAGCUCUAUAAUCUCUUAUCGUACACGUGCUAUCAAAAUGAGGCUCAUCAUCAGAGAAGACCCUGAUGCAGCAUCGGCUUACAUCGCCAAGUACAUUAUCGACAGGAUCAAAGCUUUUGCCCCAACGCCUGAACACCCCUUUGUACUGGGUCUGCCAACGGGUUCCUCUCCUGUCAAAAUCUACAAGAUCCUCGUUGAAAAAUACAAGGCGGGCGAAAUAUCCUUUGAAAAUGUCGUUACAUUCAACAUGGAUGAAUAUAUCGGUAUCCCCCGCGAACACCCUGAAUCCUAUCACACGUUCAUGUACAAACACUUCUUCUCACAUGUCAACGUUCACCCCCGAAAUAUCCACAUCUUGAACGGCAAUGCGCCGGAUCUAGAAGCAGAAUGUGUGGCCUAUGAAGCCUCCAUCAAAGCGCAUGGCGGCAUCGAUUUAUUCCUCGGCGGUAUCGGCCCCGACGGGCACAUCGCAUUCAAUGAACCCGGUUCCUCUCUCGCAUCCAGAACACGAGUCAAGACACUGGCCUACGAUACGAUUCUUGCAAAUAGCAGAUUCUUCGGGAAUGAUUUGGAAAAAGUGCCGAAGAUGGCUUUGACAGUCGGUGUCCAGACGGUGUUGGAGGCUAGAGAAGUAGUCAUUAUCAUCACGGGUGCACACAAGGCUCUUGCCUUGCAGAGAUGUAUUGAAGGGGGCGUGAACCAUAUGUGGACACUUUCUUCGUUGCAAUUACAUCCGCAUCCCAUGAUUGUGGUGGAUGAAGACGCGACGUUAGAAUUGCAGGUCAAGACCGUCAAGUACUUCAAAUCCAUCGAAAAAGUCGCCUCGUCUCAAGGCUUCGAGCAAAUCCUUCCCUCCACAGUCCGCACCGGACCGCGGAAAGAACCCGUCGAGCCUGUCCCAGAAGCCAAGGAAGAACCGAGCAUACUGUCCCCACAACCCGUAACGAGCACAUUACUGGCUGCUCCCGCAACAGAAUAUCCGGUUCGCUCACAUACGCCCGAGCUAGUGCCAGAUCGGAUGGGGAGUCGUAUUACUGCGUAUUGAUAAGGGGGUUGGCCUGCAAAGUAGGAAGUCUCCAGGAGGACUUCUUGGAAUUUAGCGAUCUUUGUAACUUUUCUGUCUGUUUCAAGUUGAGAAAAAUUAUCUAUAGGUUUCGGUGCUAGGAAGUUUAAACUGUAUUAACAAUCAUUAUCUG
Molecule: messenger RNA, 1326 nt
Organism: Amorphotheca resinae ATCC 22711
Lineage: Eukaryota; Fungi; Ascomycota; Leotiomycetes; Helotiales; Amorphothecaceae
Exons: 4
Coding region: 168-1175 (335 amino acids)
Biological process (GO): carbohydrate metabolic process; N-acetylneuraminate catabolic process; D-glucosamine catabolic process
Cellular component (GO): cytoplasm
Molecular function (GO): identical protein binding; glucosamine-6-phosphate deaminase activity
Source: RefSeq, a predicted model, not a curated record